Messenger RNA from Sinocyclocheilus grahami, 2298 nucleotides. RefSeq names its product SIM bHLH transcription factor 1a (gene sim1a). NCBI's taxonomy places the organism in Eukaryota, Metazoa, Chordata, Actinopteri, Cypriniformes, Cyprinidae. The coding region runs from base 45 to 2210 and encodes 721 amino acids. The transcript has 9 exons. Gene Ontology annotation, biological process: regulation of transcription by RNA polymerase II. The record is from RefSeq and is a predicted model, not a curated record. Gene Ontology annotation, molecular function: DNA-binding transcription factor activity, RNA polymerase II-specific; RNA polymerase II transcription regulatory region sequence-specific DNA binding; protein dimerization activity.
GCGCACAGCAGAAGGGUCUGAGACACCUGUCAGUGACAGCGAGCAUGAAGGAGAAGUCGAAGAACGCGGCGCGGACGCGGCGGGAGAAGGAGAACAGCGAGUUCUAUGAGCUGGCCAAACUGCUGCCUCUGCCCUCGGCCAUCACCUCACAGCUGGACAAAGCCUCCAUCAUCAGACUCACCACCAGCUACCUGAAGAUGAGGAUCGUCUUCCCAGAAGGUCUCGGGGAAUCUUGGGGCCAUGUGAGUCGAGCGAGUUCUCUGGACAAUGUGGGCCGAGAGUUAGGAUCACAUCUGCUUCAGCCCACUUCGUCCACGGUGAGACAUCCACUGAACACCUUCACACGCAAACCGAUUCAUCUUCCUCUCAAACCGUUCCUUCACCGUCUUCUGCUUCCUGUUCUUUUUCUAGAAUAUGAAAUGGAAAGAUCUUUUUUCCUGAGAAUGAAAUGCGUCCUUGCUAAAAGAAACGCUGGCUUGACGUGUGGCGGUUACAAGGUAAUUCACUGCAGCGGCUAUCUGAAGGUCCGUCAGUACAGCUUAGACAUGUCUCCGUUCGACGGCUGUUAUCAGAAUGUGGGUCUGGUGGCUGUUGGUCACUCUCUCCCCCCCAGCGCAGUAACCGAGAUCAAGCUCCACAGCAAUAUGUUCAUGUUCAGAGCCAGCCUGGACAUGAAACUCAUUUUCCUGGACUCCAGGGUUGCGGAGCUCACUGGCUACGAGCCGCAAGACUUAAUAGAGAAGACACUUUAUCAUCACGUCCACAGCUGUGACACUUUCCAUCUCCGCUGCGCGCACCACUUGUUGCUGGUAAAAGGACAAGUCACCACCAAAUACUACCGGUUCCUGGCUAAGCAGGGUGGGUGGGUGUGGGUACAGAGUUACGCUACUAUCGUACACAACAGCAGAUCGUCCAGACCACACUGCAUCGUCAGCGUCAACUACGUCCUCACGGACACGGAGUACAAAGGACUACAGUUGUCCUUAGAUCAGGUGACUUCCACUAAACCCCCGUUCACCUACAACAGCACGUCCAACCCCAUCAGCGAGAACAGAAGAGUUGGCAAAAGCAGAGUCUCCCGUACCAAGACCAAAACAAGACUCUCUCCCUAUUCACAGUAUCCGGGUUUCCCCACGGAUCGCUCGGAGUCGGAUCAGGAUAGCCCGUGGGGAGGGAGUCCACUCACUGACUCUGCGUCUCCUCAGCUUCUGGAGCAGUGUGAAGGCAUAGACUCCUCAUGUGUGUACCGGCAGUUCUCAGAGCCACGGCCACUCUGCUACGGCCUACCGCUGACAGACGACCAUCAUACCUCCAGCGACCUCUACAGCCACACUCACUCCGAGUCCUGCGAGAGGGGUUGCUGUAAGGCUGGCCGAUACUUCCUGGGCACCGCUCAGCCCGGGCGAGAGGCGUGGUGGGGCACAGCCCGCUCUGUCCUUCCGUUACCCAAGACUUCGUCCGAGAACGGGGACAGUUUCGAAGGUGUGAUGCCCCACAUCACCUCCAUCCAUAGCAUGCAAGUGAGGGGUCACUGGGACGAGGACAGCGUGGUCAGCUCACCUGACACGAGUGAUUCAGGCGACCGAUACCGUGGUGACCAAUGCCGCGCAAGUCCCCAAGAGCCCAGCAAGAUUGAGACGUUGAUUCGAGCCACGCAACAGAUGAUCAAAGAGGAGGAAAGUCGUCUGCAGUUGAGAAAGGCUCCUACAGAAAUACCUUUGGAGUCUACAAACGGUCUGGCCAAGAGCCACGGCUCGUCGUUUCACAGUACCGACUUUCCCCAGUCAGUAUUGCAGAGCGUGGUGUGUCGGGGGCCGGCUCAUGUUACAAGCCCCGCCCCUAGCCCUGUUCCUCUGUCCCGUCUCAGCAGCCCCAUCCCUGACAGACUGGGUAAAAGUAAAGACUUCCUGCAAAGCGAGCUCUCCUCUUCUCAGCAACACCAACAGCCGCUGCCCCUGACGGGCACGUGUGCUAUCUCUCCGACUCCAGCGCUAUACCCCUCACACCCCCGCCAGUACCUGGAAAAACACACAGCCUACUCGCUCACCAGCUACGCACUAGAACAUCUGUAUGAGGCAGACAGCUUUAAAGGAUACUCCCUGGGUUGCUCAGGUUCCUCCCAUUACGACAUGGCCACUCAUCUACGCAUGCAGGCUGAACAAGCACCGGGCCAUAAAGGCACCUCCGUCAUUAUCACCAACGGCAGCUGAUGCUUAUCAAAUCCCGAAUCGCCACUCAGUGCUUCACCCUCUCACUCGAGCUAGCCUAGAAUUUCUGAUUUGAUCUUUUUUUUUUCGU